Messenger RNA from Diuraphis noxia (Russian wheat aphid), 943 nucleotides. RefSeq lists its product as uncharacterized. The record is from RefSeq and is a predicted model, not a curated record. Gene Ontology annotation, cellular component: nuclear body. Gene Ontology annotation, molecular function: helicase activity; protein binding; transcription termination site sequence-specific DNA binding. Lineage: Eukaryota; Metazoa; Arthropoda; Insecta; Hemiptera; Aphididae. Gene Ontology annotation, biological process: termination of RNA polymerase II transcription.
GAACAAACAAGAACAUUGCAACUUUAAUGGUAUCAAGAAAUUCACUCAAGGGAUCUUUGUGUAUUGUUAUAGUACAGUCAAAUUGCUUUGGAAUAGAUGCUGUUAGAAAUCAAAAACCUACUAAAUCUAAAAAUAUUUUUUUUGCUUAUGUUAAUAUGACUAAAAAAAUUGGGAAUCAUUCAAAUUCACAAUUUUACAUAGAACUAAUUGUUACAAAAAAGACUGAAAAUAUUCCGAAUGGAACACAUAUUCACUUGAUGGAUAUUUUUUAUUUACACUCAGAACUACGUUUAUUUCAAGCUAUCCAUAAUGUGACAAAAUCUUCACUAUGCAAGGCACUCAUCACUCCACAAUUUCAUAAUUACUCUAUUGAUUCUUCUAAAGCAAUUUCUAAAAGCUUUAACAUAAAUAGUUUAUUAUUGAAUAAUAGUCAAAAAGAAGCUGUGAAAAUGGCUGUAACAAUUUGUAAUUCUGUUGAACCAAAUGUUGGUUUGAUAAUUGGACCUCCUGGUACAGGAAAGACAAAUGUUAUCUGUAAUAUUAUUUUAACUUUAAUGUCCAAACAAUUGGCCAAGACUAAACCUAAACUUCUWAUAUGUGCACCUUCUAAUGAAGCUGCUGAUGUAAUAGUAAGACGAAUAAUAGAAAUUAAAAAGGAUUUAAAAUAUGAAUCACAAUUUAAUGUGGUACGAGUGGGUAGUGGACAAAAAUAUGAUCCAAAUUCUCCUAUUGUCAAUGUUAUGCUGGAUACUGUGAUCAAACAAAAAAUGGGAAAUCUUUCAAAUGAAGCUGAUCAACAAGGUCAAUCAAACAAUUUGUUCAUGUAUACCAAUAAGAAAGAUCUUGAAAAUGAAGUACUUAUAAAUACUGAAGUUAUUGUGACAACAUUAAACUCCUGUUUUUCCAAAACAAUGGAGGAGGCCUUCAAGCCCUCAAAUCCUAA